UUCAACCCACGCCGAGUAGAAUACUAGAAUGGCAAUACAACUCUUUCUUCUCUUUCUUCUACCUCUCCCUUUCUUCCUCUUCAUUAUCUUAAAACAUUAUGGCAACAAUGGCAAUCUUCCCCCUACCCCACCUGCUCUUCCUUUGAUCGGUCACUUACAUAUGCAGUUGUCUGAUAACUCAUCCUUUCAUAUUUUCCUUUGGAAACUCUCCCAAAACUAUGGUCCUCUCCUGUACUUGCGAUUCGGGUGCAAGCCGACCCUUGUAGUUUCUUCUGCAAAAAUGGCUAAAGAGGUUAUGAAAACCCAUGACCUCGACUUCUGCAGCAGGCCUGAACAACGUGGUACCCGUAGAUUAUCUUACAACGCCUUAGACGUGGCCUUUUCACCGUAUGAUGACUACUGGAGGGGGAUCAGGAAACUUUGUGUUGUACAUCUCUUUAGCAGAGUACAACAAUAUCGACCCAUCCGAGAAGAUGAAGUUGCUCGCCUGAUGGAAAAAAUAUGCCAAUUGUCUGUUGAUUCUAAGCCUAUCAACUUGAGUGAGGCAAUGAUGUGCCUUUCCAGUACAAUCAUUUGUAGAGUGGCCUUCGGCAAAAGGUAUGCCGAAGAAGGAGCUGAAAGAAGCAGGUUCCAUGGGUUGCUUAACGAAAGUCAAGCCAUGUUAUCAAGCUUUAGCUUCUCCGACUGUUUUCCUUUCAUGGGUUGGGUGGAUAGAUUCACAGGGUUUCACAAUCGCCUUGAGAAAACUUUCAAAGAACUCGAUUUCUUCUAUCAAGAACUCAUCGAGGAACAUCUUGAUCCAAACAGACUAAAGCCAGAGCAAAGAGAUAUAAUCGAUGCGUUACUACAAAUAUCGAAGGAUACUGACUUUCCGUUUGAUCUCACCAUAGAUCACAUAAAAGCUAUUCUUAUGAAUGUAUUUAUCGCUGGAACAGACACAUCAGCGGCCACUGUGAUAUGGGUUAUGAGCUUUCUCAUGAAAAAUCCGAAGUGUUUGAAGAGAACUCAAGCGGAAGUGAGGAGUUUGAUUGGGAAAAAAGGCUUUCUAAAAGAAGAUGAUAUUCAAAGUUUAGCUUACCUAAAAGCUGUGAUCAAAGAAACGUUCAGAUUGCAACCAGUAACUCCAUUAUUAGUGCCACGAGAAACACUACGAAAGUGCAGCAUUGGUGAUUAUGAAGUACCUGCCAAAUGCAUAGUGUAUGUGAAUGCAUGGGCAAUAGGAAGAGACCCAGAAGUUUGGGAAAAUCCAGAAGAGUUUUGUCCUGAAAGAUUCAUCGGCAAUGGCAGCUCUAUCGACUACAAAGGACAACACUUUGAGCUCAUACCAUUUGGCGCGGGUAGAAGGAUUUGUCCUGGAAUGCAUAUGGGAGUUGCAACUGUGGAACUUGCACUUGCUAAUCUUCUUUACAAGUUUGAUUGGGAAUUACCAUCAGGAAUUAACGAAAAAGACAUAGACUUUGAUGCCUUACCUGGGAUUACUACACACAAGAAAAAUGAUCUUAUCCUCGUGCCUAGGAAGAUUGAUGAUUGAUCAAUGUAUCAUUAUAGUAACUU
Hibiscus syriacus is the source of this 1554-nucleotide messenger RNA. Its product is annotated as cytochrome P450 83B1-like. Lineage: Eukaryota; Viridiplantae; Streptophyta; Magnoliopsida; Malvales; Malvaceae. Gene Ontology annotation, molecular function: monooxygenase activity; heme binding; iron ion binding. Bases 29 to 1531 code for a protein of 500 amino acids. The record is from RefSeq and is a predicted model, not a curated record. The transcript has 2 exons.